Messenger RNA from Solea senegalensis (Senegalese sole), 4429 nucleotides. Its product is annotated as A-kinase anchor protein 7-like. Bases 1 to 1443 code for a protein of 480 amino acids. Gene Ontology annotation, molecular function: protein kinase A regulatory subunit binding. Lineage: Eukaryota; Metazoa; Chordata; Actinopteri; Pleuronectiformes; Soleidae. Gene Ontology annotation, cellular component: cytosol. The record is from RefSeq and is a predicted model, not a curated record. The transcript is spliced from 10 exons.
AUGCUCCUCGGUCGCGUCCUGUUAAGCCUAAAGUGGACGUUUUCAGAAAGUUUGAACCUACCGAGGAUUUUUGCAGUCAGUGAAGCGUCCGUUCACAGACUGCGUCACGUCACCACGUGUCAACCACAGCUAGGACUCAAGGCUCUAAUCCCACAGACGUGUCUGUACCAGCUCAUAGUGAGCGACAUGCAGCCAGUGAGCAUCUGCCAUGGCAAAGAGACCACUGUUGCCUCAGGGGGUGAAGAUGAUGAAGGUGCAGUUGGACAUGAUGAAACAGUGAAAAUAAUUACGAAUCUAGACCAGGUGGAGGCUGUCACCAAAGGAGUCCAGUCAGGAGCAGUCUCCACUGGAUCUGGAUCUAAUGAGAAGACAAAAAGGAAGAUGAAGAGAGAGUGGAAGAAGCUGAUGAAGAAGAAGCUCAGGUCGGCCCAUAGUUCGGACAAUUUAAUGUCAGAGCUUCCUUUUGCUCUGACCAGUCCCACCACAUGGAAGGAGCUGGAAUUCCCCAGCCCAGAGUCUGGGUCAACCCAGAAAAAAAGAAAGAGGAAGAGAGGUGAAAGUGGAGUGCGAGUGGACAGUGAGGAGGAUGGAGACAAGAAGAAAAAGAAGAAAGACAGUCAACGGCCCAACUACUUUGUCUCCAUCCCUAUUACUAACCAAAAGAUAAGCUCAGCCGUGGCUGAGGUCCAAGAGGCGGUGCUUCAGCAGGAGCCCCGAUUGGCUAAAGCUAUGAUCCCAGUCCCGACGCUCCACAUCACGCUGUUAGUCACCCAUCUCGCCAAUCAGGAGCAAAUAGACCUAGCGGCUACCGUGCUGGCCCGGGUCGAGCCAUCAUUGGCUGAGCUGCUGGGUGGGCGGGACCUAGUGCUGCCCUUCUCAGGCAUCGGUCAUUUCAGGAAGGAGGUGGUGUUUGUUGGGCUGGGCCCCGGACAACACAGACACACACUGGACAGCUUGGCAGAGUUGUUGCGGAGUCGCUUUGAAGAGGAGGGGCUUUUGCAAGGAGGCAGUCGUGGGUUUGAACCCCACCUCACCAUUAUGAAGCUGUCAAGAGCAUCAAAACUACGAUCCCAGGGUAUAAAGCGUGUGGAGCCAGCCCUUUACUCCAACUAUACUGACAAGUUCUUUGGAGACCAAAUGGUGGAGCGGGUGGAUCUUUGCUCUAUGUUGAAAAAGAAGCAACAAGAUGGCUAUUACCACACUGAGACUUCACUACAACUUGGUGCGCGUCGCCGGUCUGAGCCAGACGAGGCGGAGCUACUGAGGGUCAGCAGGAAACUGGUGGAGGAUGCCGUCAGUCGCGCUGUGCAACAAUACAAACAGGAAACACUUCAAAAUGGGGGCGGGGUUAAUUCUGUGGCGGUGCAGCUCCCUGGAAACACUGAGGAAAAUGCUGCAAAGACAGACACUACCGCUAACUUGACCACAGACAACAGGAAGUGACAUCUAAAGACCGAGGUACACAGACUGAUAGUCCAGCUGCCCACAGACCAUUAGCCAGACCUGGCUAACCAGAAGAAGAGUCCGUGUUCUGGGCAGAAAACCCUGGACCAGCCAACCAGUCAGUUUGCUGACCAACUACACCAGCUAGCCAACUUCAACGGCUAGCCAGCCAUGCUAGCUACCUGCCCACCUGACCAAGCUUGACACAGUGCUAAACAGAACAUGGAGCCGAAGACCAGUGCCACUCGAUGACUGUCUCAAAAGACAGGCUAGCUACGUCUGCUAGCUCACCAAACGUGGAGCAGAUUCAAAGAAAAGGAAAGAAACGCAGACAAACAAAAGCAGCAGGACUUCCUGUUGAAUUCUGAAAACUAAGUGUAUUCCCAUCACAUUUGGUCAGAACACACCAUGACGGUGAGGAUGUUGUCCCUCCCUCUUCUGCUCGUCUGUGGGUCCAUGUUAGCCAGAACACAUUUGUGAAGCACUCCUUCUCUGCACAUGUAGGGUUCACUGUGACCUCUCACUCACUAGAAUGAAAUGAAUCAUGUUUUGUGGACAGCUUGGUUUACUAUCACCAAAAUUUCUCUAUCAUGUCCCCCCCAACAAAAACCCUCCUUUCUCCUUCAGCAGAUUAUUUCAGGUAACGGAAAUCAUGCAGUUUAGAAAUUCAAUGACUGACGGUGUUGUGACUGGGCAAAUUACGCAAACUUAAAUGUGAAAUAUAGAGUCUCGUAUUUAGGGCUGUCACUUUUCACUGAUGCCGUCCUCUGCUGCUUCACUCAGGUGGAGCUAACCGAUGCGGUAAAAGGUGAGUCAGCAUUUUAAUUUCUUACUAUGGUGUAGAAUCCAAAGUAUGUUGCCACUUUUUAGGAUGCUUUAGUAUUUGGCCUGUCUGCAUCCUACAUUGUCACAGCAAAAUGUUAGGUUAAGAAAUUUUACUUCUAGUUUGUUUCACCCAAUUUAGAACACAUUAAAAGUGACAGCCCUAAUUAGGAGUUUGGAACUUGUUCCAUUACUGCAUCGACUUCAUUUUGUUGUAGGAUUAUGACUGUUUUUGUUUACAAACCAUCCCGCAGAUUUGUCUUCAUUCUAAAGCGGUUUGUAGAAAAUGGCUCCAGUUAUGACCCAAGUAUUUAAAAAAUAAAAUGUUCAGCUGAGACUACACGGAGACAAUCAUGAAGUUAAGGAAAAAAAAAAAUAAAAAAAUCAGCUCUUAACUUGAGCUGAUUUUGACAUGACUCCUGUUGGGUCCAUUAACAACAGUCUGCUCAUGAAUCCGGUGUCCCUCAGUCAGUCAGUCAGUCAUUCAUUCAUCUCCACUAAUGUAUUUACUUAAUGGAGACACUAUAGAUACUCAAAAUACUGCAACACUAUGACAACACACUACAAGCUGCCAAGAAUGUGUUUUACCCCAUUAAUGAGACUUUGUGCUUGUCUCAAUAAAAAAAAUAAUAAUAAAAAAAAGCCGUUACAUUUAUAUGUGAAAGGCUAUUAUGGCUGUUGCUAUUUGACACAUACAAUAAUUUAAUAGCCCCGCUUUGUGCCUGGUGAUCACAUAUAAAUGUAAAUUCAUUUCAUUCACUCUCUGUAUUGUCAGUUAAAGAGCAUGCACAUGAUUUAUUAGUUUUUCUUCUUCUUUUUUAAUCCAUUUAUCAAUAGUCUGAGUUUAAGCCUGGGCUCAGUGUUUACUUGGUAUUUGUGCUAAUCUGAGAGACUUUUAUUCUCAGUGACAGCCAAACAGCCAUUCAGAUGGAAAUGGCCACGCUGGAGGAAAGUUGAACUCCAUCAGACAAUCGCUGCUGUCAGCUGAAUGAUAAUCCACCGUGAUCUUAAUUUCGCUGUCUUCCAUCGAUAUGAGUGUGACCCCAAGAGCAUUAUCAUUCCAAGCCAUUCAGAAACACAUACUGCCAACAACAAUGUUUGGUUUUCAAAGGGGGGGGGCGGGGGCCUUCGACUGACAAGAUGACGAUGGCACAAGAUAAUGGUUAUAAACAUCUGACAUUUUAACUAUUGUAUUUAUUUGCUUUAGUUUUGCAGCAGAAUCACUGUCAGAAUUAUUAAGUUCAAGUGAACAACUGAAAAAGAUGUUUUAUUUUGAAUUCAGUUUGCAUUUAAAUGUUUAAAAAAAAAAAAAGCACAAACUUUAGAUUUUGGGUUUUUUUUAUUACCUAAUUUUAAGAGAGCAGGUAGAUGCUGUUAAAUCAAACUGCCUCUGUUUAGAGUGGCCUUUAGUCACUAAAACUAAUUGAUGAAGAUUUUUGUUGAAGUGUUGAAGGUGACAAUGCACAGGUAACAUUUUAGCCAACACGAGUAAAUUGGUGAUGAUAAAUGUUCAAAUGUGGAAAUUGAUGGGGGAAAAAAGAAAUCCACCUCGAGACAGAAUUCAUGUUAUUUGUACUUUAAAUCAUAAUUAUGUUGCUGUGAAAAGAGUGACUCGGCUUGUCGGCUCAGAUUUUGUGCCAUAUGAGGUUUAUUUCCCUUUAGUUCAAACAGGCGUGAGGUGGAAAAUGUUCUCUUAUCCCUGUGAAAUCCACUUCAGUCCUGUCAUGGACUCACUGAAACAUGAAUAACACAAGAGAAUUCUGUCUUAAGGUGGACGCUGAACGUUUUUGUUUUGAUCUUAUUAUUGUCACCGGAUCCUUAAUCUCCUUAAAAAUCCCCUUUAAUCCACAAAUUGUCCUGUUGAUUUGUUUGUUUAAUCUGUUCAUCCGUUUGUGAGCGCGUGUGUGUGUGUGUGUGUGUGUGUGUUCACAAAGUGACUGUGGGAUGCUGGAUCAGAGCUUCCCCAGAGAAAGUCUCGUCACUAUCAGUUAUAAAAACACAGAGGCGAGUGUGAGAACGCCUCAACAAAUUUGUCUUUUCUGUUUGUCUUUCCCUGUCAGUGUGUGUGUGUGCAUGUGUGACUGCCUCGGUGUGUUUGUACUGUGUGUUUUAUCAUGUUCUGCCAUAUUUGAACAAUAAAACAGGAUAUGAGAUUCACAACCAA